AUUACUGUUUUAAGUUUUGAUUUGUUUUAUGCUAUAUUUGUUUAUUUUAUUUCACGUUUAGUGGUGACUGAUGAUUUCAUAAAUGUGACUCAUUCAUUAUUCACCAUGUGCUAUGUCGCAGCGAAUUUAAUUUCCAACUAUAUUAAGGAAUGUUUAAAUUGCAGUUAGUUUUAAUUACUAUUUACGAAACAUAUUUCACAAGAUAUGUGAUGAAAUAGUUAUUUUUCCCCAGAUGUGCUUAUCUACAAUCGAAUUUUAACGUCACACAGGAAAUUUUUAGUUCAUUUGUAUUAGAAUUUUGAAAAAGAUCUUUCCAAAUUUUUUUAAAAGGGAUACUCCGUAGUCAUAAAGUUGUUGCCCUUUCGUAUGCUUUGUUGUUUAAUGACAAUGUUUUAUAUUUCAAGGAAUUAGAAAUGAAGUACCAAGGUCACAACUUGAUGGGCUUGAGUCUAUUUGUAGAUUUAAUCUAAUAGAACUAUCUGUUUGCAAUUUUAAAAUUUGAGAUGUCUAGUCGCAGUAUUGUUGCACUGCAGUCAUAUAUGGCUGUUCCUUUGUAUGUCCCCCCUGGGGAAAUAAACGUUGGCCGAGCUUUAUUCCAUGAUUUUGUUCAUGAAGAAUUUGAACAACAGGGAUUAGAUGAUGCUGCUGUUAUUGAUAACUCAAAUGAAGAUAUUGUCAGGGAACAUAUGGCAAUGGCACAAAAUCUUUUGAAUGCUGAGGCAGAUGGCUUAGGAGCAGGUGUCCCAAAUAUUGUACUUCGAACUAUUGGAAGUGAUCUUAGAAACUUAGCUAAUGACUUUGCUCGCAGUCCCCAAAGAGGAGAGGUUAGGCGUCACGCAUAUAGAGUUGACCUGCGAUCACUUACUUAUGAAGGAUUUUUGACUUUACUCCAAGAAGUAUUUAGGCAUGGUAUCAAUGUUUAUAAUAUAGUGGCCCUGUUUUACUUUGUUUCUGAUAUUCUUAUCAGAGCUGUAAAAGUAGAAUUAGCAAAAAUUGGAAUAAAUUUGUUUAGGUGGGCUCUACAGUACAUAUCUGAAAAUGUUUGCAGAUGGGUUUAUGAACAUGGUGGUUGGGAGAAAGUAAUCAAACAAGUCAUGCGAGGGAGAAAUGUUGCCUAUGUUGCGCUUGGUGUUCUUGGAGUUGUUGCUGUAUGGGGAAUAUAUAAAGGAAUUAAAAGCUAAAAUGAUUGUUUUAAAAAUUGCCAUUUAUCCUACAGUGAAUUUCUUAACUAAAGUCAAUUUGAUUAUGUUGACUUAUGUUUGAUUUUGUGCUACAUGUUCAGUUUAGAUGUCAUCCAAUCAAAAUGCUUAAUAUUCGUUAUUGCUAUUAUCUAAAGUGCCUUUUCUUGACAUCUAUAGAAUAUGAUCUCGUAUUUAUUCGUCCUUCUUUGUAUAUGUAUUACAUUUGUAUUUAUAUAGUAUUAACAUACUGUUUCUUAUAUAUCUCGUGCUCAAUAAUCAAUGGACUAAGUCAUUUUUUUUAUAACAACAGACAAGGUUAGCUAACCUUAUGAAGAGUUAAAGCAGAAAAUAAUUUUUGUUUAUUUUUUGUAGAAACUCUCUAAUUUUACUAUUUGAUUACCUAUAUGAUUCAGUAUAGCAGUUCCGAACUUGGGAGGCAGGGCAUAUUGUGAGUAUUAAGAAUUACAUAUCUAUCUUGAAAUGUCAUCGUGAGCUGCUUGAGACUCUUCCCUAUUGUGAAUUGGCUUUUCAUACAGAAUUGAAGCAUUACUUUUAUUUAUCUUAAUUUAUUUUACCGCUUUUACUUUUCCUAGUAAUUUUUGUCAAAAAUAUUCAGGAAUAGGUCUUGAGAAGCUAUUUUACAUAAUUUAAAUCAUUGACAACUGAUUUAUCACUUUCUUCAAUUUUGUUACCAAAUCAUUAAGUUAGUUCUUUCUGGACCUAUGCGAUACUAAUUUUACGCUUUGUUAUUAGAAAAGAUAAUUUAGAUACAUAAAUUAAUCAUUUCAAAUGUUCAGGAAAUGCCAGUUCAUAGUGGGGAGGCGUCCCUAGCGGCAUACAAUGAGUUGCCGUGCAACUCUUGAUCCUUAUGUACCCUAUCCACUCUCCAAGUUUGUUAUUGGUGUACGACUUUCAACAAUAUGUUGAAAACUGUGAAAAAAUCCUAUAAUAUAAUUUUUUUUAAAAAAAUUGUAGUUUAUAUAAAAAUCAUUUAUCCGUAUCUUAAAAAUAACAUUUGCUUACUUAAGCAUGAAAUAUUUUGAAUGUACAAAUUUAUUUUCCUUUAUACAGUUUUUGUACUUUUACAUAUUAAAGUAUUCUUUUGUAUAAAAGAUAAUGUAGAUUUAUAUACUGUUUUCAUACUUUCUUAAAUCAUAAAUGAAACUUUCAUUUUCUAUUAAACUCAUGAUCAAAGCGCACAACUUUAAAAUGGAAGAUGUGCAAAAAUUAUCUGUGUAUUAAUGGACUGUGCUUUUUAAAUUAUGAGUCUGAUUUGUGAAUGCAUUGUUUUUCAAAAACUUUAAAUAUCAUUCUAAAGGAUUAAGAAUUAUAGUAUCAAUAAUAAAAUAUCUCUAAAACUAUGCCAUGUUUUAUUUUUCUGAAAUUUUAUCCAUGUGUAGAAUAAAACGUAGUCAGAAAUUUUUUACAAUAGAAUAUCAAGCAAGUGGAUAUAUCUUGUUCAAAGAUAGAAUUGAUUCAAUGAAGAGAUAGAAUGAAAAGAUAGAAUUGAUACAAAAGUAUUCAUUGAACUUUUAUUUUUGUAUGUCAUAUUAUGUUUUUAUUAGAAAUUGGCAUAUUAAGCAAGUCAAGAUGGUAUGAAUCAAGAAAGGUAGUAUCAAGUCAGGUAGUAUCAAUCAAGUUAAGGAACUUUUGUACUUGUGUAAAUUUUCUAUGUAUAUUUUAAAUUUUGAAAAGUUUUUGUUAUAUGUAUUAUAAAAAUAUUUUUGUGACUGAUUAUAUAAACAUGUGAAAAAAUUUAUUUGUAAAAUUAGAUAAACAUGUAACGAUUGUUAACUUUAUAGAUAAAGCACUUAUCUCUGAACUGAGCGUUUGUGAUACUUGAAGACUUUCAUAUUCCAACCGAUUUUCAAACUAAAUGACCAGUUCUCCUUGUAUGUUUUUCAAUGAGAAAUUUUUACACUAACUCACUCAGAUGCAAAUUACUUGGUUUGUUUACCAAAAUAAGAUUAUAGAUUAUUAGCGUAAUAAGAUUAUUAACAUUCAGUGUUUGAAAUAUUAAUGACAAUAAAUACAUGGUUUCAAUAUUUCAAAACAUGUAUUUAGUUAUAGUUCCCCCUCCCCCUACAAUUGGUUUCUUAUCUUUUGUGCAAGCAAUUUAUUGUUUACCUAUAUAGGGUUCACCUAUUUUUACAGCAGAAUUGGACGAAGAGAAAAAGUUGACUUUAAGGUUAUGCACUCUUAAAAUAUAGAACAAAAUGAGAAAUAAUUUCAUACUGUAUGCUAUUAUAAUUAUGGACUGCAUUUUUGUUAUUGUUUGACUAAUGAGAACUUUCUAAGUAUCAGAUUCAAUUCCUAUAUCAAAAUAUUUUAAACUGGGUUAUAAAUUUUUUUAGCUGAAUUUUUUUUUGUUAAACAAAAGCUUUGACCCUUCCACUUAUAUAGUAUUCCUUAUUUGCACUGACCUAACUUAAAAUGCGCUUGUCUCGUUGAGAUGCACAGGAGAGAUAAUUAAGUCUGAUAUCACAUUUAAAGACAACUGUCUGUGUGAGCAGGGUAUAAGUUGUCCACUAACUCCCAGUCCCGCUCAGAAAUGAAAAGAAACAUUUAAUCUUGUUUCUUGCUGCUCAUAAAGUUAAUGAUUAAAGUAAGAUUGCAAUUGUACUUACCAUAAGUUAUCUACAUAUUAUCAAUUGUAAUUGUGCCUGUAUACUUCUAUAUUGAACUUACUCUAUGAAUCCUGAACUAUAUUGAACUAAAGUAUUUACAUCUCAUUGUUUGGAGUAUAACACUGCCUGGUCUAUUUCCAAUGUCUGUUUUACAAUCAUUGGAGCAUCAUAUUUCCGUAGUUUCUCUUGUUAGUAUCUUUUUUUUUUUUAAAUAUUGAUCAUUAUGGAAUCUUACUUAAUAUUAAAAUUUGUUUUGUAAUUUGAUUUAAUUUGUACUUAAUAUCAAAUUUAUUUGCUGUCCUACGAGCUUUAUCUAGUAUAUUAUUUUGAAACUACAAUAGAAAGAGCAUGAUAUAUUUCACUAAUAUUAAAGAAUUAGUGAUGACUUUAUGAUUAAAAAUAAUCAUUUUUACACUCUUUAUCAAAUUUUUAAAAUGAUUCCUAUUUUCAAAUUAAGUCCAUUUUAUUAAAAGUAGAGUCAAUUAGUGCUAAUAUGAAGCACUCAAAAUAAUGAGGUAUACCCAUUUUAAGCAUAAGAAAACUUAAUAGCUAUUUUUUAUGAGAUUUUUUAUUUGUGACAUUUCAAAUUUUUGGCAUGCAACGCAUUAAUUAAUGAUAAAGCCAUACGAUGCAGGUGUGUCAUUAGUAGGGUCAAGAAAAGCCUGGAAUUGUCAGGGAAUUUUAUUCUGACUCUAAAAAUCAGGGAGAGUUGCAAUUUUUUACCAAAACUUGAAAUAUUCCUUCAUCAUACCUUGUAAAUGACCUGUCUUACAAUUUUCGUUAUCAGUAAUCAGUUAUCAAGAUUAGAGUUAAAUAACUCUGACAUCUAUUACAAUAAUUUGUUUUAAAAAUUUCACAGUUUAGUCAAACUUGCAUGUUUCCAUUCUCAUUUAUAAAUGAUAUUUUUUUGCUCCCAUAUUUGGCAUUACAAAUAAAAUAAAAAAAAUAAUAAUAAUUUCUGAUGAAAUAUCGGGAGAUUUGGAUAAAAUAUGGUGGCAUCAAAUGUUUUUUAAUCCAUAUGUAAAUAGGAAAAAUAAGCAGCUGGACUCUUACAUGCUCUGAGACCUGUUCUUUUUAUCCUUGCAUGACCUGCUGGGCAUGAGAAGUUUAAUUAAAAGUACACUGAUUUAGCUUUCCCCUUAAUUUUGAUUGCAAUUAAAGAUUUAUAAAACAAGGAUAACUUAUUUUUUUAUUCCCACAAAUAUGCUAAUUUUUAUAUUUAAUAGGUAAAGCUUAAAUGUAUUCCUAUAUACUUUUACUGUUUUGUCUUUCUAGUAAGUGGGAAAGAUUCUGACGUAAUAAGUGUAAUUAAAUAUAUUCAUUUAUUCAGGUUCGUUCAUUGAAGUGCGCUCAUAUGUUUUCAUUAAUAUAAAUUCGGAAAAAAUAUGUUUGAUCCUGUAAACGUUAAUUUUAAAAGUUGUAUUCAAAAAAGCAAAUGUUUCUAGUUACAAAAAAAUGAAUGAAUAUUUUUGUGUCUUUUUAUUUAUUUAAUUUGAAUUUCAUUCUGAUAAAUUUACUUUUCUAAUAUAGUUGAACCGUGUUUUUUUAAAAUUUUUCAUUACAAAUACAGGGAUAAAGGGGUGCAUUUAUUAUAAUUGUUUUCAUUAUUGCACUGACAAAACCAAAUAAAGAAAUAUAUUAAAAUUGCAGCAAAAACAAUUAACUCAGGUGCAUAUUUGAGACACUCUCAAUUUACCCUGUAAAGCUAAUGAGAUGUAUAAUUAUUUAAAUAUUUUUAUGAAGAAAGUUUAAACAUUUUUUUACAUAUUAAGUUGUAGACAAAGCGGGACCACCAAUUCAACAAUUAAAGAAUAGUAGUGAAACUUAAAUUUUUAUUUCAUAUUAGCUCUGAUUGACUUUACCGGUUUCCUAUUUUUUAAUAUUGUACUAUGUUGCUCUGCAAUAUUUUGUAUUCAAGUGAAAGCAAUCAUUUACCAAAUAGUAUUUUUAGAAACACUUACACUAUACAAUUUGUAAAAAUUUUUAUAAGUUCACUGUAAAUUUACUAUUCAAGUUUAGAAUACAGUUUUGAGUAGUAACUGAACUUAGAGGUGUAAAAUUUUCUUUUGAUUUCAUUCACACCUAUGUGUGAAAUUCAUAACUGUCACUUUUGUUUAUAUGUAUAUUGUGUUUUCGAUUAUUAUAUUGCUGCCAUAUUCUUGUGUAAUAAAAUGACAUUUCCUAUGUAAAAA
Messenger RNA from Parasteatoda tepidariorum (common house spider), 6000 nucleotides. The record is from RefSeq and is a predicted model, not a curated record. Lineage: Eukaryota; Metazoa; Arthropoda; Arachnida; Araneae; Theridiidae.